Cuscuta campestris is the source of this 1409-nucleotide messenger RNA. NCBI's taxonomy places the organism in Eukaryota, Viridiplantae, Streptophyta, Magnoliopsida, Solanales, Convolvulaceae. The record is from the annotation of a GenBank genome assembly.
GGGAAGCGUUGCACCAGGCAUUCAUGCACGAAUAUUUUCCACCUUCUGCCAUGGUCAAAAUAAAAAACUCCAUCCAAAAUUUCCGCCAGGCGCCUAUGGAAUCAAUGAGCGAAGCAUGGGAAAUAUUCAAAGAAUUGAAGGUUAAAUGCCCACCUGCUUUAAUUGAUUCCGAUAGCUUGAUGUUCUACUUUUACCAAGGCCUGACAGUACCAUCUAAGAAAGAAUUGGACCACUCUUCUAAACUUGGUUCUUUUCUGGAGAUGACACCCGAGGAGAACGAGGAGUUAGUAGAUAGACUUACGUCGAAUGCUAAAUAUUGGUAUGAAGACCGAGCUCGUCCUCCUAAAGCCGGCAUGUACGAAGUAGACCAUUUCACAGCCCUCAAGGCUAGUAUGGAGAGCAUCGUGAAACAAACUAUCAAGGAGCACCUAGGAGCUUCACAUCCACGUCCCAAUCCGUACACUGAACCGGUGAACCAAGCUAAACUCUAUGGUUCUGGUAGUCACCACCAAUCCGAUCUUGUCUUAUCUUGUGAACACUGCUUUCAAAAUCAUCUUUCCUCCGCUUGUCCGUUGAUUGAACCACCCCCUUCGAACAAGGCUAAGGAUGUUAAUCUAGCACAAUAUGCGAAUAAAGGGGAAGGGCCUUGGGCCCAGAGCAAUCAGGAGCACUGGCGGGAAAGAAACAAUUUUCAAAGAAACAAUCGUCCUAGGGAUGACUAUAAACAAGGUAACUGGAAUAACAAAACCAAUUACCAAAAUAACAGUACAUCCUACGUUCCACCUCAUAAUUGCCAACCUCCGCAAGAAGAUUCCUUGGCAAGGAUGGAAAAGAUGAUGAUGGAGUACAUGCAGAAGAUGAACAAUCUAGCAGAUGAUCUGAAGGAACGUGACAAGACACGUGAUAACCAACUCCAACAAGUGUUUAAACAACUUGGAGUUAGAGAACAGGGGAACCUCCCAGCUACCAUUGAACAAAACCCAUGGGAGCAACUUCGGGCAAUAACUUUGAGAAGUGGUAAAGAGCUUCAAGGCCCAGAAGUCGAAGCCAAUAUAGAUGAAGUACCCGUGGAUACCUCUAUAGGAACAACCCCUCAAAAGAAGUCUGAAUCCACACCCCAAGGGGCGAGAAAGGAAGAAACCUCCUCUAGCCAACCCCUACCAACCAGGCAGACUCAGCUAAACACUAUCCCCUACCCUACUAGGGUGAAAAAGAACAAGGACGAGAAGGCUUUCCAAAAGUUUCUCGAUGUCAUUGGCCAAGUUGAGGUCAAAAUGCCCUUAGUGGAUGUGUUGACUGAGAUGCCCAAAUAUGGUAAAUUCUUAAAAGACCUCGUAACUAAAAAGAGGGAUUGAGAGGAAUUCCCAGUUGUCAACUUAAAUGCUGAAUGCUCGGCUAUGUUACUUGAG